AUGGAUCGCUGGCGGGGCCGGGUGGCGGUGGUGACUGGCGCCAGCGCGGGCAUCGGCGCCGCAGUGGUGCGCGCCCUGCUGCGGCACGGCGUCACCGUCGUGGGCGUCGCCCGGCGCGCCGACAGGGUCCAGGUGGGUGUGGGCCGCCCGGUUCCAGCUGGAGAGAAAGAAGGGGUUGUGUACCAACAGCUGGGAAAUCCCAGGCAGAGAGCGCGUGCUUGUGAGACGUUGGACUUUCAGGAAAUUGCCAAGACCCACUCGUACCCUGGCAAGCUGCACGCAGUCGAAGCGGACCUGAGCAAGGAUGGGGACAUACAGGCGGCCUUUCGCUGGCUCAAGGAUAACCUUGGCCGCGUCGUCAUCCUGGUCAACAACGCUGGCGUCUUCUCUGACUCUCAGCUUACAGAGGGCAGCACGGAGGAGUUCCGCCGCAUGCUGGAGGUGAACGUGCUGGGGCUGACGCUGUGCACCAAGGAGGCCGUUAACCUGAUGCGCGCCAAGGGCAUCGGCGACGGCCACAUCGUCAACAUCGGCAGCGUGGCGGGCCACUGGCUACCCCUCAUGUCGGAGGGCGCCUUCUACUACGGCACCAAGCACGCGGUCAGGGUGCUGUCCGAGGGCCUCCGCCGCGAGUUUCUCCAGCGGGACUCCAGCAUGAAGGUCACCGAGAUCAGCCCUGGUGUGGUGGCCACCGACAUCUUCGACAAGCAGCAGCACCUCUCGCGGGACGUUGUCCUGAAGCAUCCGCACAUCAUGCCGGAGGACAUCGCCGAUGCCGUCAUCUAUGUCCUGGGAGCUCCGAGUUCUGUGCUAGUGCACGAGAUGAUGGUGAUGCCAGUCAAACAGAAGCACCUGAGCGAACUGUAGCAGACACGCUGCCUA
Schistocerca piceifrons (Central American locust) is the source of this 882-nucleotide messenger RNA. RefSeq names its product farnesol dehydrogenase-like. Lineage: Eukaryota; Metazoa; Arthropoda; Insecta; Orthoptera; Acrididae. The transcript is spliced from 7 exons. The coding region runs from base 1 to 867 and encodes 288 amino acids. The record is from RefSeq and is a predicted model, not a curated record.